UGUCAGUGUUGUGUGUAUGGCUCUGUGUUUCCUCUGUUCGUGAACAAGUUCGCUGAUGGUACGCGGGUGACGGCGCAAGUACUCAGCACAAUUGUAUUUUUACGAGCGGCCUAAAACAACGUGUGUUAUACAAUAUUCUUUACUUGUUGUACUGUAGACGCAUACAAUCAUUUUCACAGUUUUAUUUACGGAGCUUUAGGAUUUCAAUAUUCUGACAGCCUCGAAACGGGUUUGAACGGGUGUCAGUCCAAAUAAUUACUGUCACUUUCUUAACGUGAAUGUAACACACAUCAAGAAGAAGAUGCCUCUCUUUGGUAAAAAGGAUCCUGCGAAAAAGUCGAAAAAGGAUUCAGAUAAACAGCCCUCUGUAGAAGACAAAUACAACUUGAAGGAACUGCUAGGAACCGGUGCCUUUUCUGAGGUGCGUCUGGCCGAGAGCAAGGAGAAGCCUGGCCUCAUGUUUGCUGUGAAAAUCAUCGACAAGAAGGCGCUCAAAGGAAAGGAAGACUCCUUAGAGAAUGAAAUUAAGGUCCUCAGAAGGUUCAGCGAAACGACAACGAGGAGUGGUGUGACGUCUUCAGCAAAUUCCGAGGAAACGCCAUGGUUGAAACAUCCGAACAUUGUCCAGCUCUUGGAAACCUUUGAAGAUAAGCAUAAGGUGUAUCUGAUUAUGGAGCUGGUCACCGGUGGCGAACUCUUUGACCGGAUCGUCGAGAAAGGCUCAUAUACGGAAAAGGACGCAUCGGAUCUUAUCCGGCAGGUACUGGAAGCCGUGGACUACAUGCAUGAACAAGGAGUUGUUCACAGAGAUCUCAAGCCGGAAAACCUCCUCUACUAUAGUCCAGACGAAGACAGUAAGAUCAUGAUCAGUGAUUUUGGACUCUCUAAAAUGGAAGAUUCUGGUGUAAUGGCAACGGCAUGUGGAACACCAGGCUAUGUGGCUCCUGAAGUACUUGCCCAGAAACCCUAUGGCAAAGCAGUAGAUGUUUGGAGUAUAGGUGUUAUAUCUUACAUUCUUCUAUGUGGAUAUCCACCAUUUUAUGAUGAAAAUGAUGCAAAUUUGUUCGCCCAGAUAUUAAAAGGUGAGUUUGAGUUUGAUGCCCCUUACUGGGACGACAUCAGUGACUCUGCCAAAGACUUUAUUCGCCAGCUCAUGUGUGUAGAUGUAGAGAAGAGAUAUACAUGUCGCCAGGCAUUGGCACAUCCCUGGAUAUCUGGUAAUGCUGCCAGUAAUAAGAAUAUUCAUGGAACUGUAUCUGAACAGCUCAAGAAGAACUUUGCCAAGUCGCGGUGGAAGCAAGCAUACCUUGCAACUACAGUGGUCCAAAAGAUGAAACGGAUGGCUCUAAGCAGCACCAGUAGCUCUGGUCGCAGUCCAACGCCUGCUGACAAUGGUCCAAGUCCACAGAGACCUGGUUCUGACCUGAAUGGGAUGCAGCCUCCUCAGAAUGACUAACGCCUACCCUCCUACCGCCUACUUAUGUGUGCGACCACCCCAUCAGAUGCUGCGAGUGUAUGGUCACUUGUUACGUGUAUUUUAGGCCACUUUAUUGUCAGACACUACAUCUCUGUUUAAAGGCCUUAAAAUGUUGUACAUUUUCCCCAUCUGUUCUCAAAAUGAUGCAUGUUGGUGCUUUGUGAACCUUUGUCUUUGUAUAGCACAUUUUGGUGGGACAAGACAUGGGAGUUCCCAGUUUUCAUUGUUGGUUUUGCAUUUGGUUGGCUGCCCUACGUUCACUGGGUUUGUGUAGCAUCAUAUUUGCGACAUCUUCCAUGCUCUUCUCUUCAAUCUAUGCGGAGUCUGCUCUCCAUUUGUUGGAUGGAAAUAUAUGUAAAGAAUAUUAUAUAUACAUAUAUAAAGAGAAAUAUAGAUAUGUACUUGUUAUCAGCAUGUUGUUAUGCCAGUAAUAACAUGUCUGAAUAGUAAUAUAUUGCAAAAACAUACACUCUUUAUUUCUGCUGCCAUGAACUUAUCAUAUCUGGGGCUGUGCACAAUAUGAUGUCAUUAUUGAUAUAAUUAUUUUUGUUAAUAUUACACAAUAAUUGAGUAAAGUCUUGGUUUGGUUUGUUAAAAGUAAUUGAAUAUUCUAGCCAAAUAUUUUAUAAAAUAUUUAAUUAUAGAAAGUACCUCAUUUGUUGAAUAAUUGGAAAUAUUGGAAUAACAAAACAUCUAGGAUAGUAAUUUAGGUUUUCUGAAACUUAUAGCCUAGGCUUUUAAGGUAUGUUUCAUUCAUAAUUGACAAGUUGAAUCUGGUCACCUGCAGUCCACUGAAAUAAACCUAGAAGUUUAGGUUAAAAUUUAACUUCUUAUAUUGUCAUUGUUGUUGUAUUGUCCUACUAAGCUAUUCCAUAUCAUCAGCAUCAUCAUCAUCAUCAUCCUCAUCAUCAUCAUCAAUAAUCAUAGCAUCCUUAUACAUCCUUAUAAUACAUUCAUAUUCCUGUUCUUUCUGUUAAUGUUGGUAACACAGAGUUCUCUUGAAAAUGCAUUUGUCAUAUGUAUUAGUGAUAAAAAUAUAACAUAUUCCCCCAACAGAAAAUUAUCAGUGGGCUUCCAUGGAUGUAAAUGACCCCUGAUACGAACAACUUAUAUUCAUACCACCAUCUCUAUUCUUCUUCUUGUAGCUUUAAUAACUUGUUUCCAAAAUGUGGAAUGCAUUAUUUUUGGUAACAAGUAAUAUAUUAGUAUAAUUAGUAUUUGCUCUGAUUUUCAGUUUGUGACAUGCUGGAUUACACAGAUGUAUGUUGUGCCAUGUUGCUGGUAUGAAGAUGUGUUGAUAGAUCUGGACAGUAAAGCAUAACAUGAAAUAUUCUUUUAUUAUAGAAUAUACAGGUAUCUGAUGUUUGAGGACCACUGAUAUAAAUUAACUAGUUAAAUUUCAAAGGCAACUUCUUCCUCCUCCAUUUAUUCAGUACUGCUUCUGUCCCUCUUAAAAAAUUUACUCUGGCAGAAUCAGACGGUAUAGAAACUGGCCAUAACCUGGCAUGGUUUUAAUUUGUUAGGUGAUAAACUCAUUUAGAUGCUGGGGAGAAGGUACUUCUAGAAACAGACACCAAAAAUAAUAAGUACUGUAUAUGUUCAUGUCUCAGUUUUAGUACAGAAUAAUAUUUUAAUAGAAUUAAUAGCAAGUCUCUUGAAAAUGUGGAAGAUUUUAAGUACUUGGAAAAAGCAGGAACAAACUAGACUUAUAUACAAGAUGAAAGUAAGGUAGGAUUAAAUCUGGAAAUGCAUGAUACCACUGAGUUUCGAAUUUUUAUCUUCCUGACUCCACUUUAAAGCCUAGAGGUUAAAAUUUCAUAGAGGUGUAACUUCACUAAUGGAAUUUGAAUGCGAAAUGUGAUCUCUUACUAUAAGAGAAGAACAAAGAUUGAGGUGAACCAUCUGUUAACCAUCCAAGCCUUGUGGUUCUGUAUCGUAUAUACCACCUGAACUAAUAUUGCAUUCUGUCCACAAAAUGUAUUCAUAUGUUUCAUAUGGUUCUCACAGUAAACAGCAACUGUUUCCCUAAACAGCAUUAACUGGUUGAUCUUUUGUAACAUAGAUAUAAUGUGCUUUCUUCAAGAUACAAACUGAAUUUUUAUAUUUAUAUUAAAGAAAUUCAGUCUUUAAGGAGUAUAUGUGGACUUAAUAAGAAUCAUGUAAGAGAGGAAUGGAAAAAGUACGUUGUGAGAGCUUCACAGUAUUCACUCAUCAUCUAAUGAGAUUAGAUGGGCAUAAGAUAUAGCACAUAUAGGAGAAAAAGAUUCUUUCAUUAACAAAACCCCAUGGGGGGGGGGCCUGGGCACAGGUGGAAGGAUAGUGUUGAAAAUGGCACAUCUUGGAGAAAUAUGGAGUUGGUAUGAGUAGUGGAUUUAAUUAGUUUGUGAAUGCUCCAGUAGCAUACUUUGAUGAAUAUGGCGAUGAAUAUUUCAGUUUCAUAAAAUCAGCUAAAUUCCUAACUGGUUGAAUAUCAGCUGCUGUAGCAUGGUGCUAGUGAACUGAAAUGUUUAAUACCUAUAAAUGGAAGCAUUACAUUUUAUUCAGUGGAUUUUGGUAAGAUUUUAUUGGUGACAUUUUCUUUCCAGACGUGUAGUUUGAAGUAAUUACUGCAAAAUUUAGAUGACAAAUUUGUAAGCUCAACUAAUCUGCUUUUUAUUAGUAUGUUUAUGUGUAUGUGUAUACACAUUUAGAUUUGGUUUUUACUGAUCAGAUUAUUUCUGAAUUUAUUUGUGUCCCCAAAAUACUGAGACUUGUGACAUGUACAGUUCCUGUCUCCUAUUUUCCUCUGAUUAGUUUUAAUGGUCUGAUGUAUAAUAUUACGAUGUUUUGAUAUUUUCAAUAUUUCAGUGCAAUACAUACUCUUUCAUAUUUUUGGUAUAAUUUUUUUUUGCAUAUUUCAGUACAACGAUGAUGUUACUUAUGAGCUAGAUAUUGAUGAUUUGUAACAAAAUUUGAGUACUGUAGCACUAAUCAUAUCAGGAAUAUGUGUACUAUACAGUAGCAUGUGACAGCAGUCUGUGCUUCAUACAUAUAACUUUAAGAAGAUAAAAUGGUCAUAAAUCUUGAUUUGGCCAAGAAAGCCCUGAGGCCCAGAAGGUAUUGCAGUGUACAGACUGCCAUCAUUUGAGUGACAGUUACAUGAAUAUUCUGAAUUAGAAGCCUUCUUAGAGAAUGUCUAUGAUCUCUGUUACAUUGGUAUGAGCUUUAAUUUUUCAAGUUGACAUUCCAUAGAAAUAGCCUAAAAUAUUAUGUCCCACUUCAAAUGAUCUGAAAACAUAGCCAUUUCAUUAAGAAAACUGGUAAAAAAAUACUCUCAUAAUACUUAGAAAAUAUAAUACAAACACUGUAACUCUUCCUAAUACACGGGUAGUCUACUGUUACUGUCCAUCCUGCCUGCAUGGUAGAUGCUCCGGAUCAUUGGGCCAUUAGUAACAGAAACAUGAAACUGAAUAUUAAGCUGGUUUUAAGGUGUUCUCUAGUAAUUUCGUGUAUGAUUACACUUUUAAUGUAGUCAUGCAGUUUAGUUAACAAUGUUCAUUUAUGUAUAAGUUUUCACAUACGAAAUCAAACUGAAGGAGAGUAUGUAUUUCAGUCUGUGACUGCAGUGUUCACAGUGGCCUGGAAUUUAAGGCAGCAUCAUACGUAUGAUUUUUACAUGCAAGUUAUACAGGUGGACUCCUACACAUUGUGGGUGUUAUAUUUUCAUGUUAUUUGGGGAGCAAGUGUCGGUAAUUAAGAUUUAAUUUAAAACAAAUUGAGAUUUUUCAGCAGCAGGUAUGCUGUGUAAGAUCUUCAGAUUUUGCAUGUUUUCUGAAUUGUAUGUAAAUGCCAAUUCCAAAUGUGUGAGGAAAAACUUGUAUCUGCCAUGAACUAUGUAGAAACCUGAAUUAAUGACUUCGUUUUCACAUUAUCAGGAAUCUUGAAUUAUAUUCUUUUAACAGGGAAUAGUAAUGUUUCAAGAAACAUGAUUUCAUGAACUUUGGUAAAUAUAUAAUGCCAGCUGUCCCAGUGAGGAAUAGUGUACGUAUUUAAGUUUUGAUACUUUUAAUAUUAAAGGAGAAAAUUUGUAACUUGUAGGACCAUAAAAAGAAUAAUCUAUUUUUCUUGAACUUUGGCAUUUUUAAUGUCACUGACAUGAGAUUCAUUGCUUUGGUGGGUGCUGGAGUAUUACUUUUCACUGGGACAAUUGAUCUGAUGUGUGUCUUAAUAGGACAGCAGCAUGUCAUAAAAAUAAAAAUUAAAACUGUCACAUUUCCUUCAACCCUGACAUGUACAAUAUUUCCAUGCUUUUGUACUUUGAGUGGUCUUCUUUCAGUUCUUCAGUCCAUAUCUAUAUUGUAUUUGUGCUAUUAAUAUGACCUGUUUCAUGGUUGUGGGCCUAGUUUGCAUGCCUGAAUAUUGUACUUCAAAAUUUGCAGAGUGAAUGAGCAUAAUGCUUAAAGGAGUGCAAAUUCAAAAGAAAUAUGAAAGAGUUGCUUAAAAUCAACAAUUUAAAUGCUGUAAUGUGGUGAUGGCAUAACUCAUUUCCAUGAUAUUAAUAGGUAAGUAAAUAUACUCUUCUGUAAAUUUACUUUGUUAAAAUAUGAUUGUAUUUUUUGUCUAGUCAUAUCUGCCAGCAAAGACUUUAGUAUGCAACAUGAAUUAUCAAGUCAGUCUAUUCUUACAGUUUUUGAUAAGUUAUGCUAAGUAUUUAAUAGUUUCAGUGGACCAAGUUGAUACUAGGUCCUGCUGAUGAACUUUACAGCAUCUCUUGGACCAGAAUUGGUAGUCUUGUUCUUAAUUUUUAAACGAUACACUUGUUGAACUGUCCUGAAAGGCUGUGCCUUUUAAAUAUCUUAUUCCAAACUGUAACUACAAUAAGGGAAGUGAUUCCAGAUAGUGACACAGCAAAGACCAGAUCUGUCUACCUAAGUGCUUUAGCACAUGGUUGGUUGUAAUGAAGAAAGAAUAAGAAAUAAAGUUUAAUGUUUUAAUAUAUUUUCAGCAAGAAGCUAUUUUGAAUACAUUCCUUUAGGCUAGGAACAUGAGCAAAAACCUAAUCUGCACAGGUGUCUCUUGGUAGCUAGAAAUAAAUGUGAGUUGGAACUUGAUGUGUGAUAUUGAUGAAUGAGAGUCAGAAAAAUAUGUAUCAGUUAACAUAUCACAUGAAAUGAAAAUCAAGAUAAGAUAGUUCAAAUACUAAGAGUCAGGUAUGUCUGGUAUGGCUGCAGUCAAACAUGCACUCUUUAAUGAUCAGCAACCUCUUGUCUUCCUCAACAUGAUCAUUCUUUUCUCUGAUAAUAUUUAAACAUGAUAAAGGGAACGCUGCUUUUGCUUGUAAAUUGUAAUGGACAUGGACAACAUGAUUACAGUACAUAUUAAGGACUGAUUGCACACUGUAAGGAUGGGUAUCACAUGAACCUUUGCUUCUGGAGACAGUGAAAGAUGCAGUUUAAUCACUAUGAUCAUAAUUACUGGAUACAUAGUUUUGACUCAGCACUAUAUUCUUAUGUUUUUUUAGUGGACAAGUUCUGUAAAUUUCCCUGUUCUGUAUCUUACAGACUAUUCAUAAUUUUGUACAAUAUGAACUAAUGAGCUUUGUUCGCCAACAUCAGUAUUAAAAAUCAUUAGUAUGCAGAAGUAUUAACUGUCAGACUGGUAGGAUUGACUAUACAGUCCUGUAAUUACACUUGGGCUUAAUGAGUUUCUUGACUUUCUCCACUGUCUUAUAUUCUAAAAGGAAUACAGGAUCUGUUUCCAUUCGCAGGUGCAAGGGUGGACAAGUACAGAAACUAUAAGGAACUGGUAUGUGUGAUAUGUUUCACACAUCUGAUCACCCAGCGUAGCUUGGAAAUUUCUUCCCUGUGAUAUCGCCUUUGCAUGAGUGAGGUUAGCAACAUACAUGGAAGGAUGGCAGGAUCUGAUAGGCUCUCCAUGUGUAUCCAUAAUUUUCAUUUGGGGCUUCCUGUACUGCUAGGUAGACAUGAAAAUUUAGGUUUUCUUCUGUAUCAGUAUUUUUGGAUUUAGUUUUUCUGAUUUUGUUUGAUGGCUUUAUUUUUUAUUUCAUUCUAUGUCUUAGUCAUAGGGUCUUCGUGCGUAUUUUCGGAAUCUUCUAUUGUAAAUUUUCCAUUUCUCUCCUGCUGAAAAAAUGUAAUACCAGGUGCAUAUAUAGAUGUUAGCUCUGUCUGUUAAAUCCAAAUGAGUAAAUUCUUCAUAUAUUUGAAUUUGGAAGAAAACAGAUGCAGUUUCCAAAACAGUACGGUCUUUUUAGAAUAUUAGAAGAUGACAUAGUUCAGAAACUUAGUAGUCUGGAGUGUAGUGCAUUAUAGUUGGAAUGCUUUGGUUUAUACUUAGCAUUGUAAUUAAUUAAGGAAAAGACCAAGAGAAUUUGAAAAUUUUACAAAUUAUUCAGUGUGUUCAAGAAGUCACUUCAGAGUUUUGGAAGGCUGUAUGUUUGUGAUCACUAUGUGUGUUACACAGAAUGAAACACUGAAAUGAAGGUUCUGUGAAAGUAUUUGUUAGUAAAUUUUAAUGUGUAUUCCUUCAUGGUAUGACUGAUUUCCAUUCGUGCAUCACCUUUGGUGCUUUUGUUUUCACAGCUGCAGUGUCCCAUUCUUUUAGUUCAUCUAUGUUGGCCACCUUUUCACUAGACGUGUUCAUGACUCUUUUGACAUAAGCCCCCAAUAAAGAGUCUAAGGUCAUCAAAUCAUAGGAAGCCAAGUGAUUCCUGUGCGAAGGAAAUCUCUCAUUGAGUACUUCAUGAAUAAUGUAGCUUGAUGAAUUAGUACUUUAUCUUGCUAAAAUUUUUCAAUUUAAGUUUUCUUACAGAUGCAGAAAGGUGGGUUUCUGCAGCACUUCAAGAUAAAUUUUUCCAGUGAUCAUGGCACUUCCAGAGGAGAAAAGUCAUAUAACUAGGCCAUACCAUAAAUUGAUUUUCAACAGAGGAACACAUUGCUUUACAGUUGGCAAAACUUCUUGAAUUAACCUUCAUGUUACUGUUUUGUUUUUGUCAGUAUGCAUGAUGGUUAAGAAUGUAUAGGCUUCUAAAUCUUAAGUGAUUUUCUGGAUAGCCUUCUAUAUACAUAUGGAGUAGUAUUUCAAGUUUAUUAACCUUUAUCUUAUUACAUUUAAAGUUCACAUGUGAUCAUCCAUUACAAUAUCUGAAGGUUAAUAAAUGAGCUGUAGAACUAUUACAGAUUAAACAAAGACAGUGGGCUCCAUAUCUCACCAGGAAAAGAAUGUCUCUCCCAUCUUCCCUCUUCUAGGGAAGUGGGAAGAUUAAGUCAUACAUGCAUAUCCUAAAUAUUAUAUCAAGAAAUUAUCAUACUCCAUUUUGAUUCUUUCAGGAUUAAGGAUGAUCAUAGUUGUUAUUAUUAUUGGCUUAUUUAAUGAUCCUUUCAGUUGCUACGGUUAUGUAAUGUCAAAUGAUAGGAUUAGUGAGUAAGGAAUUAGAAAAAAUGUGAAAGGAAGCAGUAUGGCCUCCUUUAAUACGCUAUCCUGACAUUUGCCUGAAGGAAAAAAGAAAACCAUAUAAAACUCCACUCAGGAUAGCUGGUCAGCAGUUCAAGAUUUGAACCUGGGACCCUGAAUACAAAGAGGAGUGCUAACAGUUUGACUGCAACAUUCAGUAUCAUGAUUGUUAUUUACUUUAGCAUAUUAUGUGUAAUUGUGGAAAUGAAUAUGGUAUUUUAAAAUAAAUAUGCCAAAAUGUGGGUAACAGAAAUGAAUUCAGCAUGAGAAAUUAUUAUUUGAAACUAUUCUCUCUAUAUUUGAUACCAUAUUUUCAGUGUAUUAAGUAUACUAGGGAUCCUUAUGGAAAUAGUAUUGCAUAUCAGAUAUUUCAUCUCUAGUUAUGUAAGUGCAUACCGAGAAGCUGUUGCUGCUUUGAAAUUUGGUGCAUUCAUACUUACAGGGAAGCCAGCGGCUGAGUGAGUGGCAUGAAUUAUUUGAGACUCUUGAGCAUGUAACUUAAUUUUACAUUGUUUUCAAAAGAAAUUCUAGUAUUUAGAGGGGACAGUUAAUGAAUAUCUUUAACAUGGUGAUCAUCAUCCCAUCAUAUUUGAUGCUAUAUAACCAGUGAAAAUGAUGCAGAAAUGUUAAUUACCUGCAAAUUAGUCAGUCAUAAAACUUCCAAAUAAAGGAGUCAUAAUUCAUCAGAAAGUAUUUCUUCUUAUAAUAAACAACUUUUGACAUAUACAUUUUCCUUAAGCAUUUAGCUCAGAAUUGCACAGCAUAUUUCUUCUAUUACUACAUUACUGUAUUUUUCAUUUGUAGUUUAUAAAAUGUGAGAGGUUUCCGAAUAUCAGCUCUUCAUGCAAAAAGGAAAUAUUCUCAACUGAAGAGGAGGGCAAAUCCCUAAUCCUCCUUUCUGAAGCUGCCAUAUUUUAAUGUCGACUGAGAGACUGUUGUUUCCCUCAUAGUGUAAGAUCAGUAAUGUCAUAAUCCUUGAGUGAUAAUGCUUUUAUGUUAUUCAGUAAUUCCUUCUGGUGUCCCAUUGAUCAUGGCCUAUCUAAAAUGUCAUGAAUAAUUUUGAUUUGUUAAUAGUGGUGAGGGUUUAAGAGCUGUGUGUUCUUCAUCUUGUAUAUAAUGUUAAUAAAAACAGUUUGACUCUUCUGUGA
Cryptotermes secundus is the source of this 10074-nucleotide messenger RNA. It is a transcript of the gene CaMKI, whose product is annotated as calcium/calmodulin-dependent protein kinase type 1. Gene Ontology annotation, molecular function: calcium/calmodulin-dependent protein kinase activity; ATP binding; calmodulin binding. Bases 302 to 1456 code for a protein of 384 amino acids. Gene Ontology annotation, biological process: protein phosphorylation. The transcript is spliced from 10 exons. Lineage: Eukaryota; Metazoa; Arthropoda; Insecta; Blattodea; Kalotermitidae. The record is from RefSeq and is a predicted model, not a curated record.